Messenger RNA from Penicillium cinerascens, 978 nucleotides. Its product is annotated as amidohydrolase family protein. Gene Ontology annotation, cellular component: cytoplasm; cytosol. Bases 1 to 978 code for a protein of 325 amino acids. Gene Ontology annotation, biological process: secondary metabolic process. The record is from RefSeq and is a predicted model, not a curated record. Lineage: Eukaryota; Fungi; Ascomycota; Eurotiomycetes; Eurotiales; Aspergillaceae. Gene Ontology annotation, molecular function: hydrolase activity; carboxy-lyase activity. The transcript is spliced from 4 exons.
AUGGCCGAUGAGGCGGCCGACUGGCUGCAGGAUAAGGUGAUGGGAUGGAUACCCGCGCCUCCAACCAACAAAAUUGAUACACACCAUCACUAUGUGCCCUCUUUCUACCGCAAUGGUGAUGCCAGUGGCUGGCCUACUCCAUCCUGGACUCCUAUGUGGUCUAGGUUACUUAUGAGACGACUCGGCGUGAAAACUGCGAUACUCUCUGUGACGGCUCCGGGCGCUUUUAUCCUUGAAGGAUCGGCCUCGUUCGACUUAGCGCGACGAUUAAAUGAAUAUGGAGCCCAACUGCGCAAUGAGGAGCCCCAACGCUUCGGUUUUUUCGCCUCGCUCCCAAGUCUUCUCGACACUGAAGCUGCGCUAGCUGAGAUUACCUACGCGCUCGAUACGUUGCAUGCGGAUGGAGUCACGCUCUUCACCCGCUAUGGGUCGGAGCUUAAUCGCCGUAAAUGCGUUGUUUUCAUACAUCCCACGCACCCAGUCGAUACAACGCCCGGGAACCCUCUACUCCCGCAGCCUGCUAUCGACUAUCCACAUGAGACGACGCGCACUGCCAUGGAUAUGAUUUUACAAGGUACGCGUCGCAAAUUUCCGGACACCAAGGUUAUUUUGUCCCAUGCAGGCGGCGCCUUGCCAUAUCUGAUAACACGAGUGGCUACACUUAUGCGCAAAGCGCCAGACUUUGUAGCCGCACACCGCAUGGGAACAACGCAUGCGCAGGUGAUGGAGGAUUUCCGCAGCUUUCAUUUCGAUUUGGCAUUAUCUUCCACGCCUGGCGUGCUUGAUCUAGCGCUUAAGAUGAUUCCGCAUGACCAUAUCCUAUAUGGGAGUGACUUCCCAUACGCCCCAAUCACGGCUUAUCCUGCAUUUUUGGAAGAUUUGGAGCGGUAUGAGAUGAGUCAAAAGCUGCGGGAUCGCAUCAAUUACGUGAAUGCACUGCAAUUGAUUCCACGGUUACGAGAUAAAUCCAAAUGCUAA